Rodentolepis nana is the source of this 2313-nucleotide messenger RNA. Lineage: Eukaryota; Metazoa; Platyhelminthes; Cestoda; Cyclophyllidea; Hymenolepididae. The record is from the annotation of a GenBank genome assembly.
AUGCGAGUGGAGAAAUUCCAGCUUGACGAAAACUUUCCAGCCCACAAAUGUUGCGCUCAAAGUGACGAUGGUGUUUCUGAAAGCACAGACAAAUCUUUUACAGCUUGUCUGGCGAAGUGCCAAUUUCUUAUUCGGGUGUGUCUGGAUAAGUAUGAACCCGUGUGGAAUGCUGAAAAGCAACCAGAAUGUGUGCUUGGCAAGAAAACAGUUCCGCUCCCCCUUACUCAGUUAAAGAAACCUCUUGUCAACAUCACUUUCCGAGUUCCGGCACUAUGGCGGGAGAAUUUCUCCCUCAUCCUCGAUGUCAUGCAUGCUGCAGGAGAGGAACAGGUGCUAAUCUUUCGCCUACCCUCUAGUGAAGUUAACUUUACAUCUGAGCACAGCUGGAAGGUGAAAUCUUUCGGCAGUCGUGCUGCACCAAGCUAUGGAAAAUCACCUUCCGAUUUGGUACCCACACAUCGUGGUAUUGGACUCAGUGUCCUUACCACUUUUAACUUCAAAUGUGCACCUGGUUACUUUGGCCAGUUGUGUAAUACUACUUGUGAUCCUGAGGGUAGUCAGGAGAACUGUGAAAAUGAGGUACCACAGUGUCCUGAGGGAUAUGAGGGUGAACACUGCGACAUACCGAUUUGCUCAAGUGGUUGCCGAAAUGGUGAUUGUGUUGAACCAGACACCUGUAAAUGUCAUCAAGGUUGGACCGGGGUAGAUUGCUCGGAGUGUAAAGUGUAUCCCGGUUGUAAACACGGGAAAUGUGCACUGGAUCCGAAAUCAAACAAAACCUUACCAUUCACGUGUGCUUGUGAGGAAGGAUGGGGUGGUAUGCUUUGUGAUAUCGAUUUGCAGUUCUGUAAAAACAACAAAGAUGUUUGCAAGAAUAACGGCAAAUGCGAGAAUGUCCGAAGCCCUAAUGGUCAGCCCUAUCGCUGUGUCUGCCCUCCUGGUUUUCGCGGUGACCACUGUGAGAUGAUGCAGUUUGACUGUGUUGUUCAUGGCUGCAAAAAUGGUGGUCAAUGCACUCAGCAUAUGGAUGGGCAGAGCCGUUGCAUUUGUCCGAAAGGCUACUACGGAAUACUAUGUGAAUUCAAUCAAACAAUUUGUUCAGAGAACCCUUGCCGAGCCCCGAAUUCAGUUUGCCACCCCCUUUCAAGGCCCAAGAAUGGCCGUCAGUUCUACUGCUCCUGUCCUCCAGGCUAUACUGGUGACAACUGUGAGAUAAACAUUGAUGACUGUGCUUCGAAACCUUGCCAACAUGGUGCAUUUUGUGAAGACCUCAUCAGCAGCUAUCGUUGUAUUUGCCCAGUUGGAUUUUUCGGAAUCUGGUGUGAGAAUCGAGUUGUUGAAUGCCCUCCUGGACUUUGUCCUAAGGAUUCUUCUUGCUACCAAGCAAAAGAUGGUUCCUAUAAAUGCUCAUCCACUCUCGCAAGCGCAUUACAGAGACAGAUCAAUCCAACUUCAGGCGAGAACUUGUCUUCUCUGACCUCAGCAGAGCCAAUGACUUCUGACAAGAGGAGCAUUGUUAUGGUUCAUUUUCAGCCAUCUUUCCUUGGCCUAACAAUUGGCAUUCCAGUCGCUAUUGCCCUAUCUGGUGUCGUUCUGGCAGUUGCUGUCUGUCUCUUCAUGGCUGCUUGUCUUUGGCGAAGGGAAAAGAGGCAAUCUCAGAAGAGGUUUUCCUCAUCUCCAAACUUCCCUCCAAAGAUAGAGGAAGACCCCAACGGGUAUGCAUCCGAAACAUCGACAAUCUGGUCUGCGUACGAAUCGCUCAACCCAAUGAACUCUAAAGACUGCACACUAUCAAAACAUUCAAACUACCCUAAAUACAAAGGAGUGAACGCUAAACUAAAGACUAUGGAACAACCGUCAGUCUAUCAUCAACAGCGUUACUGUGAGGUACCCACUAGUCGUGCCUUCUCAACACAAAUUACCUCAAAUCAAAUCUACGAGGCGCCUGGCCGAUAUGAUGAACCUAACGGGCCUGCGUUACCUCCACGACCUACAAAAUACGGGCCAAUAAUUGGCUACCAGCCUACCUUCCUCCGACCAAUUCUCUAUCCAUUCACACAGCACGCAAAUCUUUCUGCCAACUCUAUCUCUGAAGUGGCAAAUACAUCGAGACGGAAAGAUACAAUCCUCUAUGCCAUUCUGAGACCUGGUGAUUUAUCUCAAAGUGUGUAUCAAACACUCCCACUAAAGAGAAGAUCCUCAGUCAGUGAAAACAGAUCCAACGACUCUUCCCAAUUAACCAUUACUGAAGGGAAACACAAAAGAUCAAGUAGCAUGAGUCGAAGGAUACCGUCAACUUCGACACAAAUUUGA